This is a messenger RNA of Girardinichthys multiradiatus, 2946 nucleotides long. RefSeq names its product phospholipid scramblase 1. Gene Ontology annotation, biological process: plasma membrane phospholipid scrambling. Gene Ontology annotation, molecular function: phospholipid scramblase activity. The coding region runs from base 202 to 888 and encodes 228 amino acids. NCBI's taxonomy places the organism in Eukaryota, Metazoa, Chordata, Actinopteri, Cyprinodontiformes, Goodeidae. Gene Ontology annotation, cellular component: plasma membrane. The record is from RefSeq and is a predicted model, not a curated record. The transcript has 7 exons.
GGCAGAUGAGACGUCGGUGUGCGCUCGUCCCUUCCCAUUUGACGAGACGUUCAUGGGGAGUAAACAUGUUAAACACGAUCCGUCACCGAGAUCUGAUGUAACCUCCACACGGAGGAGACACGGUUGGCGUGGCUUUUGUUCGAGUUCACGGUUAGGUCUGUUGCUCGCGUGUAAACCAAAGUCUCCCAGCAUUCUGAAGACAUGAAUAUGUACGCUAUGCCCAGCCCAGGAAUACCAGGAUGUCCCCCAGGAUUAGAGUACCUGACACAGGUGGAUCAACUCCUCAUCAAACAAAAGGUUGAGGUCAUCGAAGCCCUCGUCGGUUUCGAGAGCAAUAACAAGUAUGAGGUGCGAAACGUCAUGGGUCAGAACGUGUUCUAUGCUGUUGAGGAGAAUGACUGUUUAAGCCGGCAGUGCUGCGGCCCCCUGCGCCCCUUCAACAUCCAUAUUCUCGACAACUUUGGCCAGGAAGUCAUCAGCAUCACCAGGCCGCUGAAGUGCAUGUCUUGCUUCUUUCCUUGCUGUCUACAAGAACUGGAGGUGCAGGCUCCGCCCGGUAACACAGUGGGCUAUGUGAUACAGCAGUGGCACCCUUUGUCCCCUAAAUUUAUUGUAGCAAAUGAACACAAUGAGCCCGUGCUGAAGAUCCACGGGCCCUUCUGUGGAUGGAGCUGCCUUCCUGAUGUGGACUUUGAGAUUUUGACAAUGGAUGAAGUCAGUAAGAUCGGGAAAAUCAGCAAACAGUGGACAGGUCUGCUGCGGGAGGCAUUCACAGACGCCGACAACUUCGGCAUCCAGUUUCCCAUGGAUCUGGAUGUGAGGAUGAAAGCUGUAAUGAUUGGAGCAUGUUUUCUCAUUGAUUUCAUGUUUUUCGAAACCACCAACUAGGAGCCAUACGGGAUUGUGACAGGAUAUUCCUGAAGGAACAAGGUCCUAAAGCCAUGAUGAUCAUUCCUAAAUGCAGAUUCAUUGAACAACCUUCAAAGGAUACAGAAAGCACAAGAAAUGUGCCCAAAAGUUCUAGCAUUGCAUGAACAAUGAAAUAUAGAGGGUUUGUUUUUGUUUCGGCUCCUCAGGUUUAUUUGUCAUGUUUCUGGGCUGUAUGGCUUCACCUUUCUUGUUUUGUUCUUUUGUUUGAAUAGCAGUGAUCGUAAGGAUGUUGCCGUGUUUAUUUAUAGGGUGUAUUUACAUUUGGGGGACCCAAUAGCUACAAUGAAAGUGAAAAUUUUUACUAUGAAAAUGUUUACAGAAGGAUGACAUCAAUUUACAAUUUCAAAAGGGAAAACAGCCAUGUUCUGUUGGAAAGAAAAGUUAAUGUUAUUAGAAUUUUGGUCAUGCAGAUAUUUAUUUAAAGAUUUACCAAGAUUGUAGCUAUAUUAGAUUGAGUGAUACAGGAUUCAUGUAAUGUAGACAUUGGUAACUGCAAAAAGCAACUUUUCCAUUGAGCAUUCAGUGUGUUUUAACUGAAACAUUUACUGUCAUAUAUAAGGUUCUGCAGCAUUUAUACAUUUAUUUACACAGUUGAUAUUACACUAUGUUUUAUUUUCAUUUACUUUAUUUUAUUUAGGGAUUAAUUGUAGCUUCUUAUGACAUGUCAGCACUGACCACAAGAGGGAGCUAGAUUGUUACUUAGUAUUGGUUCAUUUUUCCAAAUGAACAAUCUCAAAACCCACUUAUGGCAAAUAAGUUAUUUAUUUAUUAGUUUUUCAUGUCAGUGUGUAUUUUUGGACUAACUCAGGUUGAAAUGCAUGCUGCUUUACUAUAGUGCUGAUUACUGCUGAUUCUGGAAAUUACACACCUGCAUUGGAUUCUAAGUAUAUCACGAUGAUUUAAUUAUUUAUUUGUUUGUUUAAUUGUUUGUUUCCACCCAAUGGAGCAUGCAUGAAAUGAUCUUGAUAUCCAUUUUCUUGCAGUUUCAUUGCAUCUGUGACAUUUCUGCUGUUUAAAUGUAAGAAAACUUACAAAGCCAGUAGCUUUCAUCAAAGCCACUUGCCUCCGCUUGGUCUUCAUUAAAAUGGAAAUUUAUAACAACUAAGUUAUAAACAUGAAUUAUGCUGAUAUUAAUGCAAGUAUUUUUGUAGUGCUGACAAUUUGCUUUGUAAUUUUUUUGCUUUAUACAGCCUAAUUAAGACUGAAAAAUAUUAAUUGUAAGCCAUUUUAUGUCAUAUUAAGUCCUAAAAUUCUAAAGACUUUUAUUUUUGUAAAGAUUACUGAAUACUGCCAGUCACAGAUGCUGAUGAUGCCUGUGUAAACCUAAGAUGUCCCUUGUCAACGUGUUUUAUUCUGCCUUCAGUGUGCCGACACCUGCUUGUAGAAUUAUCAUAAGUGGAUUUAAUUCUCCAGAUCUAUUUCCAUUCUUGAUUUGGAGACUUUGCACUAAGCAAAGAAAAUGAACUUAUUACACAGAAAAAUAAAAAAAACAAAGUUUAAAACAAUCAGUGUAAGCAGUGGACAUUUGUUUUCUUAUUUAAUAAAUUUUAUUAUCACAGAAAUGCUUUAUGGCCUAUAAUAUACAGGUAUAAAUACUGUACAAAGCUGGAACACCUGCCUCUGCUGGGUAGUUAAAGUCUAAUAUUUAUUAUUUACCUUUUGGAGAUGAAUGAAGUGGAAAUGACUAGUUCUAAAGUUGAGUUUUAACAGCAAACAGUUUACCUGAGCUAAAUUUUAUAACACACGUAUUAUACCCACUGGCCUGAACAUGUUACCGUGCAUUACAAGUAUGAGAUGCUCUAAGGCAUUUUUGUUUGUGUGUAAACAUCAUCGGCGUAGGACAGAAUGUGACUCAAUCGAAUGUUUUAUUCAAGAACAGUUUAAGCCUGUACUCUACUUUUGCACUAAUACUGUGAACUAAUAAAAUGUUUAGUCCUUGCAAUGUAUUGAUACUGAGCUUGGUUUCGAUUGUGCAAAUAGUCUGUAAAACCACCUCAAUAAAAUGAGUAAAAUGUG